UUCGCCCCGGGCUGAGAGGACAUUUUGCCUCCCCCUCCCGAAUUUUCCCAUUUACUACCACCAGUCCCAUCUCGAGAUAUCCUUCCCCAUUGCGAGAGGGCGCCUGAUUCUAUUUAGCACAGUGUCUUCUUACUAUCAGUCGCGAUUCGAAGAAAUCGCGGGUUUCGUGUAUGCCAUCCUUCCUUUCUGCGGGUUGGGAGCCACUACUCUGUUUAAUAACAACCGCGAAACCUUGAUCAGCGGUGGCCUUAACUCUGAUCGAUUUUACCUCUUUGGCCCCCUUUUGAACUAGGUUCGAACCUACAAUCACCAUAAACAAUGGUCAACGGCACCACCACGGUGUUGGAGCCUACCUUCACGGGAUAUGUCGCGACGACACAGGAUGCAUUAAUUUUAUUUGAGGCAUGUUUGACCGGGGUCCUGCAUCAUGUGCCCCGCCGACCUCAUGAUCGGGAACGCGGCCACUUGGUCCGGAGCGGCAGCGUGUUUAUUUACGAGGAAAAUUCGUCCGGCAUCAAGCGAUGGACCGACGGCGUCACUUGGAGCCCGAGUCGCAUUCUGGGCAACUUCUUAGUCUACCGGGAGCUCGAAAAGCCAUUCCCGCCGGGCGAGAAAAAACGCGCGAUGAAAAAGGCGAACCGACGGCCGGUCCCUCCGACGAGACCCGGGGAGCCCUAUCCACGACAUGAGAGUAACGGUAGUCAGAGCUACUCUCCCUCGUCCACUGGCACGUUCGGAGAGAGGUCGCACCAGUCGGAUGUGGAAAGAGCGCUGGUCGGAUCCUUGGUGGAUUCAUACGGCUUCAAGGAUUCGGGGUUGGUCAAGAAGACGAUGAGCGUGACCGUGUCCGGCGUGACGCACCAUCUAGUGUCAUAUUAUAGCGUGGAAGAUGUGAUGAGGGGUGUUUUGAACCCGCCGUCGAUGGUGGAUUCACUGCGCUUUAUCCGGCCUCGGGCAGAAUUGACCCAGAAGCAAAGCUUCCGGGCUCCCAUUGAUGAUCUGGAGACCGGCGGCAUGGAGAAUCCAAAUGACCCGUCUCAUGCGUUAUACGGAUACCGUCCGCAGCUCGUAGCCCCUCCAGGGUAUGGAAUGCCAAAUCCUCAUCCAGAUUUCUACAUGCACGCGAACCCUUACGCGGCAACGCAUCCGCCACAGUCGGCCCCGAUGACCGCCUACUCGAUGGCUGGAUCGAUCCCUGCCCAGCCGGCUCCAAAUCCCUAUCUCCCUGCUCCUUCUGCUCCGACUCAGAUUCCACAGAAACCGGACGACUAUCCACAGUUUCGCGCACCAGCGCAGUAUGGGACGAGCUUCGAUACGCUCAACCACAACCCUCUUUCGUCGUCUAUUCCUUCCGCAAUGGGCGCGGCCAUGCCGAGCUCCCUGAGCGACCGUAAUCGAUCCCACUCAGAUCACAGUCCCUCGGCUUAUCGGAACUCUUCAAUUUCCUCCCGGAGCGUUGCAACGGAUGCAACCUCACCGAUGGACCCUGCCACGCCGGCUACAUAUUCACGGGGGAACAGUUUCAGCCUAGCGGGGCAAUUAGAUGGUGCGUCGCAUCAGUCUCUGGAACAGCGCGGCAUGGCGGCUUUUGACCCUAGUAUCCCCCGUCGGGAGUCAAAUUCAAUUCCUACUCCCUAUUACGCUGCAGGUGACCGGCAUCCGUAUUAUGUGGGUGCCACCGCUCCAGCUGCCCAUGCCAACUACCCUGUUUCUACAUGGACCACGGCCGCUCCAGCGCAACCGCAAGUAUAACCAUCAUCUGGGAAACUUUCGGCUGGUUUUUAUUCUAUUUUUGUUUGGUGCCUUUCUUUGUCUUUUCCCUACCUUCUUUUCCCCCCUAAUUCCUCGCAUGGUAUACGUUUUCACUCUCCAGCAGAAGGGCGGCAAUUUGGGAAUAGACUCUGCAUAUACGCUACGGAUGAUUACCCGGAUGAUUACUGCUCUUAGAGGAGAUACUGGUG
Aspergillus alliaceus is the source of this 1961-nucleotide messenger RNA. RefSeq names its product camp independent regulatory protein. The record is from RefSeq and is a predicted model, not a curated record. Gene Ontology annotation, molecular function: DNA binding. NCBI's taxonomy places the organism in Eukaryota, Fungi, Ascomycota, Eurotiomycetes, Eurotiales, Aspergillaceae. The transcript has a single exon. The coding region runs from base 319 to 1752 and encodes 477 amino acids.